UGAAGCCACAGAUUUCCGCUUUACUUGCUUCGACAUCGCCUUUUGACCGAAUGAAGCAUCACGCCGUAUGAAGGUGUCAAAGAGGCAAUAAAAUGGCAGUGACAAUAUUUCACGGUAGUGGAAAUUUUCGGCGCAACUAGUUGAAGAAAUCAAUUCUAUGCCCGGUUCACUUCGGCGGUUACCAACCUCCGAGGGUCGGAAAGCGGGUGAUGUUCGACCAUGACGGUUCAUAAACAUUUCAGUAUGCAAAAUGAAAGUAAGGGCUCUCUAUUAAUGAGGUGCGAGCUGUCAGCUAGGAUCGCUAUGCAGACAGAAUCUAGGACUGAUUCAACCCACGGUGAAAUGUCGAAUUUAUCGUCUAAAUUCAGCCUAGCACUGAUAUUAUUCAUACACCAUAUUCGUAAUCGAGAAAAUUUGACAAGUUACAGUAUUAUUCUCACUUUAAACCGGCCUGCUGUUAAGGCUGUCAUUCUGCGAUGAUACAGAGACCAUUCCUUACGCCCCAGCCUAAAAAAAAAGAUAAAAAGAUUAAAAAUAAAAGGACUCUCAGGACGCUCUGACAAACAAUGGCGCCUUGUGGGGUGUGUUUAGUCACAUGGCUCCUAGUUGACAAGAGCCUGCUUCGGCGAACAUCGUACUCUCUCGUAUAUUUACGUGUAUGUUAUGCCAAGAAGGUUUUCGUUCUUAAUUUAAUCUCUUUCAUUGUCUUAAAACUUUACAGCACGUUGGAGUCCCCUUUGGCGGUAUUCUUUCAUUGCUACAACUAUAAAACUUAUCGACACUAUCAAAAAAUUGUAUACGAAAGAAAAAGUUGA
This is a messenger RNA of Phytomonas sp. EM1, 815 nucleotides long. NCBI's taxonomy places the organism in Eukaryota, Euglenozoa, Kinetoplastea, Trypanosomatida, Trypanosomatidae. The record is from the annotation of a GenBank genome assembly.